Messenger RNA from Siniperca chuatsi (mandarin fish), 7280 nucleotides. RefSeq names its product FERM domain containing 3 (gene frmd3). The record is from RefSeq and is a predicted model, not a curated record. Lineage: Eukaryota; Metazoa; Chordata; Actinopteri; Centrarchiformes; Sinipercidae. Gene Ontology annotation, cellular component: cytoskeleton. Gene Ontology annotation, molecular function: cytoskeletal protein binding. The transcript is spliced from 17 exons. Bases 236 to 2155 code for a protein of 639 amino acids.
GGCAAGAGACGGAUGCAAGCUCUCCUCCCUCCCGCUCUGUUCUCUUAUCCACCCAUCCAUCCAUCUCUCCAUCCACCGACUCAUUCCCAAGGGCGUCACAAGGGGUGACAAGCCCCAUCUAAAAGGCACAUGCAUGUAUGCGUGUGUAUGCGUGAGUUUUCCGUGUACGUACGUGUGCGUCUGGUCUGCCCGUAGAUCCGCUGACAUGAGGAGCUGAAACAGAACCGACAGGAGGAUGAAAAUGCUCCGGUUUCGCAGCCCUAGCAUCCGCUCCUUGGACCAGGAGGUCCUCUGCACGAUCCGGUUACUGGACGACUCCGAGAUCUCCUGCAGCAUCCAGAGAGACACUAAAGGCCAGUUCCUGUUGGACCAUGUGUGUAACCACUACAACCUACUUGAGAAAGAUUACUUUGGUAUUCGAUAUGUGGACCCCGAGAAACAGAGGCACUGGCUGGAGCCCAAUAAGCCCGUGGUGAGACAGAUGAAGUCAGCUCAGCAGCCGUACACAAUGUGUUUCCGGGUCAAGUUUUACCCCAACGAGCCAAUGAAAAUCAAGGAGGAGCUCACCAGGUACCUUCUGUACCUCCAGCUGAAGAGAGAUAUCUACCACGGUCGUCUCCUCUGUCCUUUUGCUGAAGCUGCAUAUCUGGGAGCCUGCAUUGUACAGGCUGAGCUCGGGGACUACGAUCCAGAGGAGCACCCGUCAGACUACAUCAGAGACUUCAAGCUGUUUCCUAAACAAUCCCUCAAACUGGAGAGGAAGAUUAUAGAAAUACACAAGAACGAGCUCAGGGGCCAGUGUGCUGCAUUAGCGGAGUUGAGCAUGCUCCAAAGGGCUCACAGCCUCGAAACGUAUGGAGUUGACCCUCACCCAUGCAAGGAUUUCACAGGCUCCACAGCCUUUCUCGGGUUCACAGCCACAGGUUUUGUGGUCUUCCAGGGAAACAAGAGGAUCCACCUACUCAAAUGGACUGAUGUUAGCAAGCUGAAGUUCGAAGGGAAAACCUUUUACGUCAUCGGGAUUCAGAAAGAGAUCUCCUUAACAGGCAGGAUUCACUGUAACAGGAUGUCAUCACUGAAGAAACUGGUGUUGACAUUUCACACCUCGACCCCUGCAGCGUGUAAGCACUUAUGGAAGUGCGGGGUGGAGAACCAAGCCUUUUACAAGUGUGCGAAGUCAAGUCAGAUAAAGACAGUUUCUAGCAGUAACAUCUUCUUCAAAGGCAGCAGGUUCAGAUACAGCGGAAGAGUGGCCAAGGAGGUGAUAGAAGCCAGCUCUAAGAUUCAGAGAGAGCCACCAGAGGUGCGCAGAGCCCAGUUUGGUCAGAGUCGAAGUUUUAACUCUCUGAGCCAUAAAAACCUCAUCAUGAACAUGGAACCGCUGGUACCUGCACUGCCCUCCACCAAUGAAUACGAAGAGACGGCCACAGACAAUGGUGUUGUUGCUGUGAAGGACUCUGUCCCCUUGUCUCCUCUCAAACCUUCAGCCGCACCUACAGACACAGACCAACAGAGUACUGAAGGAGGAAACUCUGCUUUGAGCAACGACCUGCAGCCUCCCCGUGUUUCCAUGGAAACCUCAAAUCUCCGACCUCAGACUACCAAAGCUGAAGAUGAAGUGGAGGAAGAUGACGAUGCCAGCGGCCCACUCACCAUUUCUGAGCUUGUCUACAGCCCCUGUGCCAGCAUGCUACCCACCCCAGUGGACGACAGUCAGGGAGGCGUCGACUUGCUCUUCUCCUCUCCAGUCCAGAGCCCCGCCAGGCUGCUGAGGGAGCUCCAUGCCGACCCCGACAUCCAGGCCCAGCUGGAGGCCGAGAGGGAGCGAGACCGGGCCUAUGAACGCACCCGACUGGCUGCGAGAAGUCGAAUGGGUGGAGUCCUGACCAGCAGCCUACGCCUGCUGUCGUCCAAUGAGAGAUUCAACGCAUGCGUGCUGAGUGUGGCCCGCUUUGCUGCCGUGGUAAUGGGCGUCCUGCUCGUCACUGUGCCCACACUGCUGCUACUGCUAGAGUCAGACAUCGACGUGUCGUUCCUCCACGAGAUCCGCCAGACACCAGAGUUUGAGCAGUUUCACUACGAGUAUUACUGCCCGCUUCGGCGCUGGAUCCUGUGUAGGAUCAGCAUGGCCAUGGAGAACCUCUGGUCAGACUGAAGAGGAAAAGAAGGAGAAGGAAAAGGAGAGAGUGAGGAGUUACUGCGGGGGAGACAAAUAUGCCCAAAUGUCUGUCUCAACAUGUAAUUUAAUCUUAGGUUCAGUCUUAACAACUGGUGUCUCUUGAGACAAAAGAACCAGUCUGCAAAUGGGAUGAAAUGAGUUCACUUGUUUAAGAGAAAGUCCAAUUUAUAUUAUGAGCAGAUGCAAUAGAUCACUUAUGAGGGCUCACAAAACUGUAGUAGGUUUUAUUAAAAAGGUGCCUCAGAUAUACUUUCAGGGUUCCCAGAAUGAGGAUGCCUCUUUGUACAACAUUAUUUCUGAUUGAAUUACACUGAAACAAGUAGAUUUGUUUCAUCUCUUUGGCAGCAUAAUUUGCUGUCUUGAAGAAAGAGAGGUAAGAGAGAAAUAAGAUUUGAAUCAUAGGAUCCAAUCACUUGUUAAGAUAGACAUGUUUGGCGGUUAUGAACUGAAAAGAAAGAGGACAAGAGAUACUGUAAGUGUUCGAGGAAGAACCUGUUGAAGGGAGAGAUGAAAAUAAAAAAUGAGGGAAGCCAUGGACAGAGACAAAGUCACAAAAAGAUUCAGAAAGAAAAAAAGGGGUUGGUUUGGUUUUAUUAGAAGUUUUAGAGGUCUGUUCACUCCUGAUGCUGACAAGCUGAUGCAAUGACUCAUUAGUAAAUAUCACCAACCAUCCUGAUUGGUUCGCGUCCUCAGAGCGGAGCACCCGAUUGGUCACAGAGCCUGUCAGUCAUGACGGAGUGGGUGGGGACAGAAAGAGAAAUGAUUGAUUUGUCACUGAAUGCAACAAUAGCCACAGUCAGAGGUACAUUAUAUAUAUUUAAAAGCAAAAGAGAAAUAUUGAUAAUUAAUACCAAUCUUAACUAAGUUGUUUUUAACAUUUUGUACAUUUUUAUGUGAUCCAGAUCUUUCAGGAAUUUUUCAGUCAGAGGAUCUACUUUGAGCUUAUUUUGAAAUUAAGAGUUUACAAAAGAUUACAAAAAAAGCUAAUUUAUUGAAGUUUAUCGGGGUGGUGGGUGUUGAGAAAUUUAAGCUGUUUUUUAAGACUACCGUCAGCAUUGGUUGACUCGGUAGCACCCUGGGUUUUUCCUACAGUGGCUAUAGCACAAAUCUUUUACACAGACCACAGAUUACAACUGUUUCAGAUUAUGUGAUGUCAUUUUGGAGGGCGGCAGGAGAGAAACUUGAGUCUGUUUAUGAUGAUGAAACUUGUGUGUUUUGUUGUUGUUUUGUUAGCUCACUGAUUAAGGCUACUAGUGCAUCUUUCAGUGUGUUUUAAGAGAGUUUUAACAUAAAACAUAUAAAGAAUUGCUAAGGGAAGAAAAGGUCACCUGUAGGCUUAUGAGAAAAAGUUACUGUGGGGAAUUGUGUUGUAAUUCUGGGUAAAACUGUGAUUUUGGACUUACAGGUGGGUUAUUUGUUAGUCGAUGGUGUGCUAGUUUUGAGGGAGCUAAGUGAUAUGGUACACUCAAAAAAGCCCAGAGGAACAGGUGUGUAUACUCCAACUACACUGCUGGUACGUGACACUUGAUGGGACACGUGAUGCAUUUAAAUCUCUCAUACAGGUCGUUUUCUGGUGUAGAAGAUGUUGAUCAGACUGAACGGGAGAACAGUUGCAGGUAUUUAACUUACAGAAGCAGAUCAGCAUUUUAGUCACCAAAUCAAAUUAGAAAUGAUUUGUAGCCAUUUCUAAGAGGAUCUGUGAUAACAUCAUAUUUGUACCUUUAAACAGAGUACGUGACGGUAUUAUUUUCUCAUUUUAUUGUCAGUGACCAACAUGACAGCAUUAUCAGGAGUUAUAGACGGGGAAGAUGUUCAAUAGUGAACUUUGAGGAAUGUGAUUCUGGCUUGAGUUGAUAUAAAGUGUUCAUGGACGUUCACAGCUGAUAUGGCUAUUAGUUCCCAAAUAUUCUGGAGCCAUGGUGUCAAACAUGAACAAUAUCAAGGUUAAAACCAAGAGGGGAUGCAAAAAAGUGAUUUAAAAAUCUUUAUUUAGUACAAGGAAUGAACUGACUUUAUGCUGUCAAAAUGUAUUGGUCUUACAGUAUAUAAGUGUGUGUACUGACAGUACACAAAGUUGAGGUCACAGUAUGAAAUGAAAUCGACUCAUUGGGCUAAAGACUAAAUCUGACUCCUGUAUUCCUGAUAAGAAAUGCAUCAGUCACUUUUGGGAACUAACAUCCAUCAUCACGUGAUUGUUCAUCAUACAGACGGUGCCUGUCAGUUAUAGUAUAGUGGCUCUGAAUGGCGAGGGGAACAGAGAUGAGAAAUUACUUCAGAUCCAAUAAAAGCAGAUGUUUUAUUUUUUUUAAAGUUCUGUUCAAAAUGUAGUUCGAUUUGGAUCAACUUCUCAGGAAAGGGCAUUAGCAGUUUAUGUUCAAAAUACAAAUAUGUGUCUAAAAAAAAAUGCAUGUAAUCACAGCAUCCACCAUAUAGUUUAUCCAUAACAUUCAUACAUGUCUUGCUAUUAUAAUAUUAUGAAUAUCCAAACACUGUAUGUAUUUAUUCCAAGUCUGUAGCUAGACAUAAAUAUGGCUGCAGACUGUCUGUGAUGUUGUAGCCUCAUUUCACUCAACUACAUAUGCAUCCAUGUCAUUCUAAAAAAAGUUUUACCCAAAACGUCUUUACUGAUGAGAGCCAGUAACUGCAGUUUAGCUGUCAUAGCUGAACCUCCACAUUGGUACAAUGCUAUCAAACAAGCAACAGCAACAUGGAGUCUAGAUUGGCCAAUUUCUCUAUCAAAGCUCUCACACAAUACUACAGUAGUACGCUCUUAUAAAGAACUGAACUAAUGCUAUAAAGUUUAUUUUCAGGAAUCACUCUCCAUACUCUUUGGCUGCUACAGAGACCUCUGCUGUACACAUUACCAUCAAAGCCCUCUAAUGAUAAUCGAUCAAAUGUUGCUGCCUCAUACUAUCAGCUGUGUUGUCAUGUAACUCUGUAGACUUUAUGCAUUAACCAGCUUUAUGCAUAUAGAAAAUAUGCAGUAACAGAAACACGCUUAUUUGGGACAAAGCAUUUAUUUUCCUACUACAGUACAUGCACUGAGUUUCAAUGCUGAAACCAAGCGAAGGGCCAAACCACUAUGAUGACGACGUUUGCAUUUAACAUCACAGACUGAGACACAAACAGCUUCACUGUAGUGGAUGAAGCUGAUCUGUAUGCACUGCUAAAUGAUCACCGUCAUCCCAUGAUAACUAACAAGAGGGGGAUAUCAUCAUGAACUAUCAUCCCGUCUUCAUGUGUAGCUGUUGCUCCUCCAGUAUGCACCAAAACACUCGAGUGAUUCACUGUAGAUUUAAAAUAAAAAGACUCUGUAAAGGCUUCGUGUACACAGCUGUACAGACAUAGUUUGUCCCCAGCUUUGGUCCUUUAUUUCCCUGCUCCUAACUAUCCCCGGGUAUCUCUCACUCGCCUCCUUUUUGCUGACCUCUCAAUGCAAAUUGCAUGACCUCAUCUGUAAAUACUGUGUUUAUAGUUGUGGCAAAAAAAACCCAAUCUGGGUAAAGAUUUCCUUUCUUUCUUCCCUCUGCGUGUCUUGUCUGUGUAAAGCGAUCUAGAUAUAGGCUUGGCUGUCUUGACCAUCUUAGAUGAAUGCAUGUUCUCUGUGUUUUUACCAAGAGAAGAUAGGGAAUAUAAGAUAAGAGUUUGAGACAUUAAAAGGCUUAUCAGGCAAAUCAAAAUUAGGCACUGGUUAAUCUGAACAGUUUUUUGACCACAUUUAAAAACCAAAACACAUCAUGCAGUGUGCUUUGGGCUUCAUUUUAAUCAAUGACUUGACAUGACAAGAUGUGAUUGCUAAUUCUGUUAGCUUCCUUUCAAUUGAUCCCAAAACAAAACAGGAUUUUGUCUCAGUUAAAUUCUGUCUCAGUACAAAAGGGAAAACCUAUUGACAGCUGCUUGGAAAAGAUCAUUUUACAAUCUCCUAAAGAGCUGCUCUAAAAUAUUUGACUAGUUAGUUUCGUUGUGCUUAUGCUGUGUGUGUAUGUGUAAAUCAUUAAAGCCAGACGCUAAGCGCUAACGCUAACACCUAACCUCAUUGCUAACGGAGCAUGCUAUUAACUGAAUCGAUUGAGUUCAGAAACAUUAAUUGUUCAGUUUUUAAGAUGUUUAAAAACACUGAACCGAAUGAAUGGAAAAUAAAACACCUCAACUCAUUGCAAACAACAAAAGGCCUUUUGGUUCUGUGAUUAAACAGAUCUCUGGCCCCAUAUGACACGGUAGCAUUAUAUUAGUUUGUAGCUCAUUUAUCAGUUUAGCAGCCUUCAUGAAUUUAAAAGGGAAUUUCACACCUUUGAGAUUUAGCUCUUGUUUUGAGCUACUGAACUUGAGUUCCUAUGUUUUACAAACAGCAUAUAGACGGACAGAGAGUACAACUGUUGUUGCCUGCACUUACAUAAAACUGUGAUAAAAACAUCAUCGAGAUCACACACCUGUUGAUGUCAUAUCUGAGGUAUUACUUAAUACAAAUUCAGAUAGUUCCUGACAUGAGUCAAGUAUUUACAAACCUUAAAUUUAAUUACCUGCCUUUUAAGUAUCAGUAAAAAUAAUAUAACAAAAACUGCUUUACAGACAACCAACACAUGGAAUUCAAAACUGUUUCAACCUAAUACACAAAUACUGCUUUUAAUUAAUUUAUUUAAGAUUUUAAAUAUUUGAUCUCAGGUCUACUAUAUGCAAAACUAUUGUACAUCAUAUGGUAAAGGAGAAAAAUAGGCUGUUGUUUAUUAUAUUAUUUCAGUGUUGUGUGGGCAUGUACAGUAGCAGAUUCUCUUGCACGGUCACUUUGUUGUUUUUGAUUGUUAGUCAAACUGAUUGUUUUGUUGUUUUAUUGGUUAGUCAGAUUUUUUGUUUAGUUUUUUUGUUCUUUUGUCAUUCAGUCUCUUUUAAUAAGAAACUCUGGGAGAUUAAAUUUAUGAAGAAUCAGAAAAAAAGACAAAAAAAUAAAUCCCUAAGUAAUGACCCCCUCUCUUCUGGGACAACCAAGCCUUAUGAACUUUGUGAAGUGAAAAUUUUGAAUGUUUGUAUGUUAUAAAAGAAAACAUGGAUUGUUUUAUAUGUUAAUACUGCCACAAUAAAGCUCCCUAAUGAAUAUAUAUUGAAA